This is a messenger RNA of Myripristis murdjan (pinecone soldierfish), 5527 nucleotides long. RefSeq names its product myosin VIb (gene myo6b). The transcript has 33 exons. Gene Ontology annotation, cellular component: myosin complex; endocytic vesicle; plasma membrane. Gene Ontology annotation, biological process: actin filament-based movement; actin filament organization; inner ear morphogenesis. The record is from RefSeq and is a predicted model, not a curated record. Lineage: Eukaryota; Metazoa; Chordata; Actinopteri; Holocentriformes; Holocentridae. Gene Ontology annotation, molecular function: microfilament motor activity; actin filament binding; ATP binding. The coding region runs from base 149 to 3961 and encodes 1270 amino acids.
AGCCCGCAGCUCCAUCCGUCCAGCUCCGGUGGGAAGGACGGAGUAGAUCCCUGAGUUGUGGAUCUACCGCUCCGUAUGAAGGACCUAACUCUCAUUCCUGUUGCCCUUUUCACAGUUUUGCUUAUCUGAGGGAUACACGUCGUGAGCCAUGGAUGAUGGGAAGCCAGUGUGGGCGCCCCACCCCACCGACGGGUUCCAGCUGGGCAUGAUCGUUGACAUAGGAGCCGAAACACUCACCAUAGAACCAUUGAACCAGAAGGGCAAGACCUUCCUGGCUCCUAUGAGCCAAGUCUUCCCAGCAGAGGACGAUGUCAGCAAACAUGUGGAGGACAACUGCUCCCUAAUGUAUUUGAAUGAAGCCACUCUCCUCAACAACGUCAGAGUGCGGUACAAUAAAGACCACAUCUACACAUAUGUGGCCAACAUCUUGAUAGCUGUGAACCCUUACUGUGACAUCCCAAAGCUGUACGCCCCUGAGACCCUCAAAUCCUACCGGGGGAAGUCACUGGGCACCCUGCCGCCUCACGUCUACGCCAUUGCGGACAAGGCCUACCGGGACAUGAAGGUUCUCAAGAUGAGCCAGUCCAUCAUAGUUUCUGGUGAAUCUGGAGCCGGAAAAACCGAAAACACUAAGUUUGUUCUCAGAUAUCUGACCACAACUUAUGGAACCGGUCAAGAUAUUGAUGAGAGAAUCGUGGAAGCAAAUCCCCUCCUUGAGGCCUUUGGAAAUGCGAAGACAGUCCGGAAUAACAACAGCAGCCGCUUUGGGAAGUUUGUGGAAAUCCACUUCAAUGAGAAGAAUGCAGUGGUGGGAGGGUUCGUCUCGCAUUACUUGCUUGAGAAGUCGAGGAUCUGCAUGCAGAGUAAGGAAGAGAGGAACUACCACAUCUUCUACAGGCUGUGUGCCGGGGCCUCGGAGGACAUCAAGAAGACAUUACACCUGGACUCCCCAGACAGCUUCAGGUAUCUCAAUCAAGGAUGCACCAGAUACUUUGCCAAUAAGGACUCAGAUAAGCAGAUCAUGCAGAACCGCAAAAGCCCCGAGCAUCUGAAGGCAGGUGCUCUGAAGGACCCUCUCCUUGACGACCAGGGUGACUUCAACAGGAUGUGUGUGGCCAUGAAGAAGAUAGGUCUGGAUGACACGGAGAAGCUGGACCUGUUCAGGGUGGUCGCUGGAGUUCUGCACCUGGGCAACAUUGACUUUGAGGAAACAGGGAGCAGUUCAGGUGGUUGCACCCUGAAGAAUCAGUCCAGCCAGACCCUGGCGUACUGUGCUAAUCUGCUGGGUCUGGAUCAGGAUGACCUGCAGGUCAGCCUCACCACCAGAGUCAUGCUCACUACAGCAGGGGGCGCCAAAGGAACAGUUAUCAAGGUGCCUCUGAAGGUGGAACAAGCAAACAAUGCCCGCGAUGCCCUGGCCAAGGCAGUGUACAGCCGCCUCUUUGAUCAUGUGGUCAAACGAGUAAACCAGUGCUUCCCCUUCGAGACUUCCUCCAACUUCAUCGGGGUGCUUGACAUCGCCGGUUUCGAGUAUUUCGAACAUAACAGCUUUGAGCAGUUCUGUAUCAAUUACUGCAAUGAGAAACUGCAGCAGUUCUUCAACGAGCGCAUUCUGAAGGAGGAGCAAGAGCUGUAUCAAAAGGAGGGAUUAGGAGUAAAUGAGGUCCAUUAUGUUGACAACCAGGACUGCAUAGACCUAGUGGAAGCAAAGGUGGUGGGAAUCCUGGACAUUUUAGAUGAAGAGAACCGUCUACCUCAGACCAGCGACCAGCACUUUGCCCUGGCUGUUCACAGCAAGCAUAAAGACCACUUCAGACUGACGGUUCCCAGAAAGUCUAAGUUGGCCAUUCACAGAAACAUCCGGGAUGACGAGGGCUUUAUAAUUAGGCACUUUGCUGGAGCAGUGUGCUAUGAAACGGCCCAGUUCGUGGAGAAAAAUAAUGAUGCCCUGCACAUGUCCCUGGAGAGCCUAGUGUGCGAGUCGAAGGACAAGUUUGUUCGAGAGCUGUUUGAGAACUCGAACACCACCAAGGAUUCCAAACAGAAAGCAGGCAAACUCAGCUUCAUCAGCGUUGGCAACAAAUUCAAGACCCAGCUGAACCUUUUGCUUGAGAAGCUUCGCAGCACCGGGUCAAGUUUCAUCCGCUGUGUUAAGCCCAACCUGAAGAUGGUCAGCCACCAGUUUGAAGGAGCUCAGAUUCUCUCUCAGCUGCAGUGCUCAGGCAUGGUGUCGGUGUUGGACCUGAUGCAGGGGGGCUUCCCCUCCAGAGCCCUCUUCCACGAGCUCUACAACAUGUACAAAAAGUACAUGCCUGAUAAGCUCACACGACUCGAUCCAAGGCUCUUUUGUAAGGCUUUGUUCAAAGCCCUGGGACUGAAUGACAAUGAAUACAAGUUUGGCCUGACCAGAGUGUUCUUCCGCCCCGGAAAGUUUGCAGAGUUUGACCAGAUCAUGAAGUCGGACCCAGAGCACCUGGCACAGCUGGUGCAGAAGGUCCACAAAUGGUUGGUGUGCAGCCGCUGGAAGAAGGUCCAGUGGUGCUCGCUGUCUGUCAUCAAACUAAGGAACAAGAUGAGUUAUAGAGCUCAGGCCUGUGUUAAGAUUCAGAAAUCUGUCCGGAUGUGGCUUUGUAAGAAGAAGCAUAAGCCACGCAUCGACGGUAUGGUGAAGGUGCGCAACCUAAAGAAAAGGAUGGAGCGGUUCAACGAGGUGGUGAACGGGCUGAAAGAGGGCAAGCAGGAGAUGGCCAAGCAGGUCCAGGAGCUGGCCGCCUCCAUAGACUCUCUCCUGGCCAAGAUUAAGGCGACGGUGAUGACCUGGAAGGAGAUUGACACGGAGUACCAGGGCCUGGUGAAGCGCUCAGAGCAGCUGCUCUCCUCAAUGCAGAAGAAGAAACAGGAGGAGGAAGAGCGGGAGAGGCUGAAGCACAUAGAGGAGGAGAUGGAGCGAGAGAGGAAGAGGAGGGAGAAGGAGGAACAACGACGCAAGCAGGAGGAAGAGGACAGAAGGCUGAAAGCAGAGAUGGAGCUGAAGAGGAAGCAGGAGGAGGAGGAGAGGAAAAGGAGGGAGAAGGAAGAGAAGAUGUUGCAGGCGGAGUUGGAGGUCCAGCUGGCUCUGGAGCGUGAGGAGCAGGCCCAGCGCUCCGCCAUAUUGGAGCAGGAGAGGAGAGACAGGGAGCUGGCCAUGAGAAUCGCUCAGAGCGAGGCGGAGCUUAUCACCGAGGAGGGUCAGAUGGAUGCUGGCCUGCGCAGCGAUGAGCAUGUCUUAGGUCUCCCUAUCUCCUCAGCCUCAGCCAGAGCCAUAGGUCCUCAGGUGCAGGCAACCAAAGCUGCUGCUGGUGUGAAAAAGUAUGACCUCAGCAAGUGGAAGUACGCUGAGCUGCGAGAUGUCAUCAACACGUCCUGCGAUAUUGAGCUGCUGGCGGCCUGCAGAGAGGAGUUCCACCGCCGUCUGAAGGUCUACCACGCGUGGAAGUCCAAGAACAAGAAACGCAAUGACGAUGGAAGUGAUCAGAGGGCUCCGAAAUCUGUCACAGACUAUGCUGAACAGAACCCAGCUCCUGCGAUGACUGCCCAACAUCAGGAAGUGGCCAUGAACCGCCAGCAGCGCUACUUCCGCAUCCCGUUCAUCCGACCCGCCGACCAGUACAAGGACCCCCAGAAUAAAAAAAAGGGGUGGUGGUACGCCCACUUCGAUGGGCCCUGGAUAGCCAGACAGAUGGAGCUCCACCCAGACAAGCGCCCCAUUGUGCUUGUGGCAGGCAAAGAUGAUAUGGAGAUGUGUGAGCUGAGUCUGGAGGAGACGGGCCUGACUAGGAAGAGGGGGGCAGAGAUCCUACCAAGACAGUUUGAGGAAAUUUGGGAACGCUGUGACGGUAUCCAGUACCUGAGGAACGCCAUUGAGAACAAGCAGGCCCGCCCGACCUACGCUACUGCCAUGCUGCAGAGUCUCCUCAAGUGAAACUGAGGGCUCAGCCUGCAUCCUGACAUAUAACUGGCAUACACACACACACACACACACACACACACACACACACACACACACACACACACACACACUUACUCGGAAACAUAUAGACAAGCAUACACAGGUAUAUACACACAGGUGCACACAUACAUACAAAGGCAGUUCAUACAGUAGAGUGUGCCUGUGGUUUGUAGGAUGGGAAAGAAGCAAUCAAAGGGAAAGGCACUUCCUAUACAGUCUCACUACAGACACUCCAUGUUUUGUUCUUUGAAUUAUUUCAACUUUUACAUACCUGUAUGUCUUUUAUCUUGAUUUUUUAUUAUUAUUAUUAUUAUUACUUGUUUUUAUUUUGCUGUGCAACACCUUAUCGGUGGAAAGUUAGAAUCUGCAUUUACUCUUAAUCUCUACUUGAAUGAUAUAUCCCACACUGAGGCCUUAAAAUUGCAAUACUGCUGCACUACCCCAAGAGAGUCUCAACUUUGUGUAGUCCAUCUAGCUGUUAAAUCAAAUCCUUAAUGGACUGGAAUAGGUACAAAGUAUUUUAAUUUUAGAGGAACAAAACUUUUAGUGGUGCUUUUGGAAACCGUGUGGAAUAAUCUUGGUCUUUUUCAAGUUGUGUUUUAUGGUCUUUUGGGUAUUUAGAAUGUAAUUGCUAUUCAGUACUACAUCUUAGAUGAUUUAAAUGUGCAUUGUCCACAUGUAUCUUGCAGAUCAUGUGGAAUCGAGAGAAAUAAAUCAUGAGCUAGCAUUUUUCUUGAGUUGUCAGUACACUACUUAAAGGUUAGUUUUAUCAUGCUUUCACAAUAGAAGAGCAUGCAUUGCAGAGGCAGUGACUAAAUAAUAUUAGAUGUAUUUUGAUGUUACCCACUCAACCUAUGACAUGACACAUGCAUCAAAUGAUACAGAAAUCCUGUGCAGCAUUUCUUCUUUUUGAUUACUGCACACAAAAUAAAAUAGUGUCAGAAUGUAUUUUCGCCACAAGAAUGCACUUUUUAAGAAAGGUGAGUACAUUCAAAGCAGUGCUGGAUUGAUUUGCAUCUCAGUUUUGUCUUUCCAUCCAUCCAUCCAUCCAUUUUCUUGCUGCUAAUCCAGGUUAGGGUCACGGUGGCACCACAGAAAGUUUUGUCUUAUUCAGAGAAAAUGAAUGCACUCUCUGUAAACAGCUGGCAUUAAUGGAAAAUGAAACCUUAACUUUUUUUUAUUAUUCUUUUGAUAAGAGGGGAAUGUAGAAGUUUGUUAUCAACACUGUGUUUGCUGGCUUGAGGGUUUGGGUCGUUUUACAGACAGCAAGUUAAUUUUUGUGUGUGACAGCGUGUUUUUUUUUUUUCUCACAAUAUGUUGAUGAGUACUUGACCCCCCCGACCCCUCUUUGUGUCUUAAGUGCUGGACCAUGUCAGUCAUCUCAUUGUUUGUAUUAUGACAAUCAUAGUCAUAUCUCAUACUCAUUUAGUGAAAGAUUGAUGACUACAACUGAUGAUUUCAUAUGUUUCCUCUUUAAUCUUCUAUUGUAUAUUGGUCCUUGCACUGGAAUACAGUAGAAAAUAAAUGUAUGCCACCAUA